This is a messenger RNA of Varanus komodoensis (Komodo dragon), 682 nucleotides long. RefSeq names its product family with sequence similarity 227 member B (gene FAM227B). The transcript has 7 exons. The record is from RefSeq and is a predicted model, not a curated record. NCBI's taxonomy places the organism in Eukaryota, Metazoa, Chordata, Lepidosauria, Squamata, Varanidae. Bases 23 to 682 code for a protein of 219 amino acids.
GAAGGGGCAGGAGAAGCGCUCCAUGUCUGUCGUACCGGGCAGUCGGCCGCCCACAAGGAAAUUGGCAGAGCCUCCCUGUACAUUUGAAGAUUUUUUACUCUCUCAGAAGUUGGAUGAUUGGCCAAGAGUUCCCUACUUGCCAGAAAUGGAUGCGCGUCCUUUGGUUAACCAGCUAAGAAAUGACUAUCCCAUGGACACUGUUACUAAUUAUCUUCAUGACAAUGCUCCAUUGCCCACUGACAUAAUCUCCAACUUCGGAAAGAAACUAGAUCAGUGCAAAGUAGACGUUCAUGAGCAUGCUAAGCAUGUGUUUUCUUUAGAAUCUGGAGAAGCAAAAAUAGAUGACCAAGGGAUUUCUAUUCCAGAGCAAGAUGCUUCAACUCCUGAAUCACAUGCCAAUUUGAUAAAGAAGAAGAAAAAAAUAAAGAUUGCUGCAGAUGCUACAUCAGAUUUAAGUUUCAAAACAGUUGAGAAUUACAAGUUUCCUGGUUUCAAGUUGAGGAAACUUACAAAACUACCAAACCAUCUAGAACCUGCACAACUCUGGGAUUCUGUUCUGAAAGUCCAGAUUUUCAAGGGAGUGAAUCAAAAAGUUCUGAAGAAAUUGUUUAUCUCUGAAGCAUCUCUUGCAAUUUUACAGGAUUGCUUUUGGUGGUUAUUCCUUCAUAAAUUCAAGGUUUGA